Messenger RNA from Canis lupus familiaris (dog), 3240 nucleotides. RefSeq names its product zinc finger protein 177. NCBI's taxonomy places the organism in Eukaryota, Metazoa, Chordata, Mammalia, Carnivora, Canidae. The transcript has 9 exons. The record is from RefSeq and is a predicted model, not a curated record. The coding region runs from base 447 to 1889 and encodes 480 amino acids. Gene Ontology annotation, molecular function: DNA-binding transcription repressor activity, RNA polymerase II-specific. Gene Ontology annotation, biological process: negative regulation of transcription by RNA polymerase II.
GCAGAUUCUGCUGUCAUACCCACGGGAUGCCAGCCAUUGAUCUUUUCUCUUGUGGUCAUCUUUCUCAAGAUUUUUUCUGUCUUCAUGAGGAAAAGUCAGAAGGGGAAAGGAUAGUGACCAAGUGUCUUAUAAAUUAUUCUCAGAUGGUGACUGCCUGAUGCUGGGAUGUUUGUGGUGAUUUAGGACCCAGUGACCUUUGACGAUGUGGCUGUGGAAUUCACCCAGGAAGAGUGGACUUUGCCGGAUCAAAUUCAGAGAAGGCCAUACAGAGAUGUGGUGCUGGAGAACUACAAGAAUCUAGCUUCAAUAGAUUGGGAGAUUUGUCUUAAUUCCAAAUGGUCAGCACCUCAGCAGAAUAUUUUGCAGGGGAAAACACCCAGUGUGGUAGAAAUGGUCUGCUUGCUCAGAACCUUGUCUGGUAAGGCGGGAGACAUACAAGAGGAAGAAUGGCUGCCAGAUUGCUGACAACCUGGUCACAGGAUUCCGUGACCUUUGAGGAAGUGGUGGUGGACUUCUCUCAGGAGGAGUGGGCACUGCUGGACCAUGCUCAGAAAAUCCUGUACAGAGAUGUGAUGCUGGAGAACUUUAGGAACCUAGCCUCUCUGGGGUAUCCUCUCUGCAAACACAGUCUGAUCACGGAGGUGGAGCAGGAAGCACUGGGUCCAGAGGAGGGGGGAAUUGUCCAAAGUGCCUGUACAGAUUGGAAUAUACAACUGAAAUCAAAAGAUGGAAUUCCUAUGCAGAAUGUUCCUGGGGAAAAAACUUGCAAUGGCAUAAAAACGGCACUAACUCAACCUGGUAAGAAACCCUUGGAAUUUGAUCAUUGUGGAAAAUUCUUCAGAAAGAACUAUCGCUUUACGUGUACAAGAUAUUGUGAGAGAGAGAAAUGCUACAAAUAUAAAGAAUAUGGGAAAGACCUUGGCCAUCCCUCAACUCUUAGCAGUCAUGUAAGUACUCACAGUGGAGAGAAAGCUCUUGAAUUUAAUGAUCAUGGCAAAUCUUUCAACCAAGAGGGAUCCCUUAGGAAACACUUAAGGACUCUCACAGGAGAGAAAUUUCACACGUGUAGUCAGUGUCUUAUGUCCUUCAGCUUACAUCCUUCCUUUUCAGUACAUGUGCAAAUACCUACUGGAGAGGAACUCUGUGAUUGCAGUGAUUAUGGAGAAAGAGCUUCCCAUAGUGUCCACAAAACAAUGUGUACCAUGGAGGAAAGCUCAGAAUGUAAUGAGCAUGGGAAGGUGUUCGCCAGCCCCUUGUCCCUUCAGAAAUGUGUGAGACCUCAUGCCGGAGAGAAGCCUUACGAAUGUAGUGACUGUGGGAAAGCCUUCAUUUUUCAGUCCUCCCUUAAAAAGCAUGUGAGAUCUCACACUGGAGAGAAACCUUAUGAGUGUAAUCACUGUGGAAAAUCCUUCAGCCAGAGCUCUCAUCUUAAUGUGCACAAAAGGACUCACACUGGAGAGAAACCCUAUGACUGUAAGGAAUGUGGCAAGGCUUUCACUGUUCCUUCAUCCCUUCAGAAGCAUAUGAGAACCCACACUGGAGAGAAGCCCUAUGAAUGCAGUGACUGUGGGAAAGCCUUCAUUGACCAGUCAUCCCUUAAGAAACAUACACGGUCUCACACUGGAGAGAAACCUUAUGAGUGUAGUCAGUGUGGAAAAUCCUUCAGCACAGGCUCUUACCUCAUUGUGCACAAGAGAACUCACACUGGAGAGAAAACCUAUGAGUGUAAAGAAUGUGGGAAGGCCUUUAGGAAUUCUUCCUGCUUAAGAGUACAUGUGAGAACUCACACAGGAGAGAAGCCCUAUCAGUGUGUUCAGUGUGGGAAGGCAUUCAGCACCAGCACUAAUCUUAUAAUGCACAAACGAAUACAUACUGGGCAGAAAGUAUGAAUGAAAUGACUAGAAGAAAGCCUUAACUAGGCCUUCACAACUCAUUCUUCAUUUUAGAACUCACACUGGAGAGCAGCCCUGUUGUGACUAAUAUAGAAAGCCUGCAGGCACAAUUUUUGACUUAUGCUACCCUGGGACCAAUCUUACAAAUGUUACCGUUCUGUGAUUGUCUUUUAUCAGUGAAUGUUUCAUCCUGAAAGUCUGUUAACCGAUGAGUAUUAAAAGUUAUAUGGCACUUAAUCUACAUCACAAAAGUUUUGAUAAAUAAUAUUUUUACCAUGAAUUUAGUACUAAAUGUUGUCCAAUCAUCAUCAAGAUGUCUUGGACCUAUAGGCUAUUUAGAAAUGUAUUUUUUAAUGUGCAGACUCUACAUAUUUUAGUUAUUUUUUAUAGAUUCCUAAUUUAAUUACAUUAUACACAAAUGUAUGUUCUUCAUGAUACAGAUUCUGUAUGACAUUAUUCAAACAGAAAAUUGUUGGAGACUUGAUUGUGGUCUCAGAUACAAGUAUCUUCGAUCCAUUCCUCCCUCCCUUUCCUAAAAGUAACAAAACUACAACUGUGUUUAAGUUGGCAGUGUGGACAAUUUUUUAAGGUCUCAACUUUCUUUGCCGCUGUGAAUGCCCAUGAGCCACUGGCUCUGUUCAGUGAGAAACAGGCAAAGGUGACUGCUUGUGGGCUCUAAAGAAGCCCAUGGCAAUGGGAGUGUCUUGUCUGGCAUUUUUGCUUCACCAUUUGCCCUGUGGUCUCAUCUCAUUUUCUCUCCUAGAAAACAGACCAAGAGGAUCAUAGUCAGAAGCUACUGAUUAUACAACAGGGACAUACAGUAUUAUUUGGUUGUACCAACUCUGUGUUGCUUAUUUCUGGGCUUCAUGUAACAAGAGAAAAAUAAACUCCUUAACUGAUGCAAACCACUCUGGAGGGAAGAUUCUGUUACAAGGGAUUUCAGUUAACUGAUAAUCUCUCAUAUGUGGUCAAGUUUUGUGAAUCCUUUAAGUAUGGUUGAAAACAAUGCCUGUUCUGUAAUUAUUUGGUAUAAUCAGUUCUCAUUGUGUCUGAUGGAUGAUCUUACUGUUCUUAAAAUUUGUAUCAUUACAAACCUUCUUUCAUUUGUCCUUUAUUGAAAGCGGUAUGUUAAGAUGUGUCACUAUUACUGUGGAUGGUCAGAUUGUUUUUUUUUUUUAAUUCUCAUUUGUUUUACCUUGAGUCACUAUAGCUAGAAGCAUAUAAAUGUUGUCAUUUUAUAUUUCUGAUAAAUUGUCCUUUCAUUCUUUAUUUAAAGAUUUAUUUAUAAAAAAUAACAAUUAAAAUUAAAAAAAUAAAGAUUUAUUUAUUUGAGAGACAGAGAGUGCAC